Messenger RNA from Trichosurus vulpecula (common brushtail), 1593 nucleotides. RefSeq names its product glyceraldehyde-3-phosphate dehydrogenase. Lineage: Eukaryota; Metazoa; Chordata; Mammalia; Diprotodontia; Phalangeridae. The transcript has 12 exons. Gene Ontology annotation, molecular function: NAD binding; oxidoreductase activity, acting on the aldehyde or oxo group of donors, NAD or NADP as acceptor; NADP binding. The record is from RefSeq and is a predicted model, not a curated record. Gene Ontology annotation, biological process: glucose metabolic process. The coding region runs from base 395 to 1396 and encodes 333 amino acids.
AGCGUCUUUCUCCCCUAAUACCCAACCCCCAGGCCACUCUCUUGCUGCUGCCCAGUUCUACUUCGUCCCCAUCCCCCAUCCCCCUUCCCACCAGCCCAGAGUGGCCCAGAAGGCAGGCAGAGAUUGGGGGAAGGGGGGAAGGGUAGCGGAGAGUCGGGAGAGGAGGCGAGGAGAAAGCAGGGGAGGGGAGGGUUAGAGCCUCCGCAGCUGCUCGGAGUUUUAGGGCUGCACGUAGCCUCUGCGCCCAGGCCUUGGGACUGGUUGCGCAGUAUAAGGGGCGGGGCUGUUGUCUGGGCCCUCUAUAUAUGAGGCUCGCUCCGCCCUUUGCGCUUUCGGCUUUUCUCCCAAGCUCGGUGCCAGGAUCUGCUGUUUUCAGUCGCAUCCCUGAAACAAGAUGGUGAAGGUCGGAGUCAACGGAUUUGGCCGUAUUGGGCGCCUGGUGACCAGGGCUGCAUUCGCCUCAGGUGGAGUAGACAUCGUGGCCAUCAAUGACCCCUUCAUUGACCUCAACUACAUGGUUUAUAUGUUUCAAUAUGAUUCCACUCAUGGCAAGUUCAAGGGCACUGCCAAGGCUGAGAAUGGGAAGCUGGUGAUCAAUGGAAAAGCCAUUACCAUCUUCCAGGAGCGGGAUCCCGCCAAUAUUAAAUGGGGAGAUGCUGGAGCCGAGUAUGUUGUAGAGUCCACUGGAGUCUUUACCACCAUGGAAAAGGCUGGGGCUCACUUGAAGGGUGGAGCCAAGAGGGUCAUCAUCUCUGCCCCUUCUGCUGAUGCCCCCAUGUUCGUGAUGGGAGUGAACCAUGAGAAAUAUGAUAAUUCCCUUAAGAUUGUCAGUAAUGCCUCCUGCACUACCAACUGCUUGGCCCCCUUGGCCAAGGUCAUUCAUGACAACUUUGGCAUCGUGGAAGGACUCAUGACUACAGUCCAUGCCAUUACUGCUACCCAGAAGACAGUAGAUGGCCCCUCUGGUAAGCUGUGGCGCGAUGGGCGUGGUGCUUCCCAGAACAUCAUCCCUGCUUCCACUGGUGCUGCUAAGGCUGUGGGCAAAGUUAUACCUGAACUGAAUGGGAAGCUCACAGGCAUGGCCUUCCGUGUUCCUACUCCCAAUGUAUCUGUUGUGGAUCUGACCUGCCGCCUGGAGAAACCUGCCAAAUAUGAUGAGAUCAAGAAAGUGGUGAAGCAAGCAUCAGAAGGACCCUUGAAGGGCAUCUUGGGCUACACAGAGGACCAGGUUGUAUCCUGUGACUUCAACAGUGACAGUCACUCUUCUACCUUUGAUGCUAGCGCUGGUAUUGCCCUCAAUGACCACUUUGUCAAGCUCAUUUCCUGGUAUGACAAUGAGUACGGUUAUAGCAACCGUGUAGUAGACCUCAUGGUCUACAUGGCCUCCCAGGAGUAAAGUGGAAAGCCAUGAACCUUCAUCCCCAGCCAAAAAAAGGAGGUCCACCACUGGGGAGCCUACAUUCCUAACCUAUGUUCCUGUACUGGGGAUCCGUAUCCCAUUCACAUCCUUAUCCUAAAGCACCCCUGUAGUAAGGGGGAGAAGCCUAGAGUCCUAUAUUGUGUACCAUCAAUAAAGUCACCACAUUCAGUGCA